AUGGGUCUUGGAACAUCGAGAAAUAAUAAUGAUGGACCAGUAUUUGAAGUUCAUGGUCGUCUUUAUCGUAUUUUAGAUACUAUUGGUCAAGGUAGUGAAGCCACCGUAUAUAAAUGUGAAGAUCAAAGUGCUAUGCAAUAUGCUGUUAAAGUUUUCUAUUUUUCACGUUAUCCUCCACACGAUUUAAAGAGACGUAUUGGAAAUUUUAAUAAAGAAGGACGUAUGUUAAGAUAUAUGUCUGGACGUUCACGCCAUUUUAUUUCUUUAAUUGAUUUUGAAUAUAAACCUCAAGAAAAUGUUGGUUAUAUGAUUAUGGAAUUAGGAGAUGGUAGUUUAAGAGAACAGCUAGUGGGAGUACCAUUACCUGAUCAAUUACGAAGAAUGUAUUGGAAACAGAUUGUUACUAUCUUACGAGAUCUUCAAAAUGCACGUGUUGUUCAUGCUGAUAUCAAACCGGAUAAUUUAAUUCUAGUGAAUGGUAUACUUAAAGUAACCGAUUUAGGCUUAGCCCUUCCGUUGGGUUCAGCAAGAAAUACGAUUCGACGGGCAGCAGUGCGUGGCACUCUUGAUUAUAUGGCGCCUGAAGUAUUUUCUCAUCAAACUGGUUUUAAAUCGGAUGUAUGGUCAGCCGGUAUUAUACUUUAUGAAAUGACUUACGGUCGUCCGCCCUUCUUUGCUAUUAUGGAUCGAGAUCAAAAAAUAGCUGCUAUUUCAUCAAUGGCACCAAUAUCAUUUCCACCAGUGAGAGAUCGACCUUUAUUAGAUUGUCUGAGACGAUGUCUUAUAAAUAAUUCAAAUCAAAGACCCACUGCAUAUCAAUUACUAUCACAUCCAUAUACAAGAAGCCGGUUGUAA
Molecule: messenger RNA, 855 nt
Organism: Adineta steineri
Lineage: Eukaryota; Metazoa; Rotifera; Eurotatoria; Adinetida; Adinetidae
Source: the annotation of a GenBank genome assembly